CCGUUGCGGAUACAGCCGCCGCUACCCCGAUGGCGUCAGUACCUAAGCCUCUCACCUUGGAAUAGUGGCCUUGACAACCUUCGUUAAGUGGUCAACGACCCGUAAAGCAUCGAAGCUGCUUCGCCAGUCGCAUGGAUGGCGACAUCCUUAACGGCAGAUCCGAACGUCAUUUGCCCGAGAUGCCGGCCGACUCCAAGCCUCCCAUCAUCCCGUUCUGAGGCAUAGGUGAGAGUUUUGCAAAGUCAAAAUGGGUAUAGUCUAGACUUGUCUAUCACGUGUGUUCUUGUUUAUUGCAGCAUGUCGAGCUGACUCUGUUCGAACUGGCUUCCUGCCCAUCUGCUUAGAGCGUGACAUCUUUCCUAAUAUACCGGUAUGGCUGCUACAGAGCAGAAGCCGCUCCUCGAUGUGACCCUGGAUCUCUCUGCGCUGUUCCGGGAGCAGGUCAGAGCAUCACCAGAUGCGGUGGCGCUAGAGGACGAGACGACAACGUAUACUUACGCAGAGCUUGACGGUAAGGUUGAGGACCUCGCGGCUCGGCUGAGUCGACAUGGAGUGAAGCGCGACAGCCUGGUCGGCGUUCUUCUCCCUCGUAGCGCAGACUACGUAAUUGCAUGCCUAGCUGCGCUCCGUGCUGAUGGUGCCUUCCUCGUGCUGGAGCUGGCAUACCCGCCAGAACUACUCGCGGACGUGAUUGAGGAUGCUAAUCCGGCUGUGGUGAUCACGUAUCGAGCGGAAAUUGGUAAAGUCAAGGAAGGUGUCCCGCUCAUUGCCCUGGACGAGGAACCUCCCGCCACCGCCAAUGGCGGCGCUGAAAGUUCCACUCGGAACGGAACUGAAACCAACGGCGAGGUGUCAGCACCAGACGACCACGACCUGGACAAGCUUUCCUUCGUGGCGUACAGUUCGGGCACUACGGGUAAACCGAAGGGCAUUGCAAAUCCGCAUCGUGCGCCAGUGCUUUCGUACGAGCUACGAUUUCGCCUUUCAGAUUUGCAACCUGGCGACCGCGUCGCGUGCAAUGUGUUCUUUAUCUGGGAAAUCAUUCGACCUCUGCUUAGAGGUGCUACGACAGUCGCCGUCCCAGACGAGACCAGUUAUGACCCGGUCGCCUUGGUUGAGUUCCUCAGCUCCAAGCGCAUCACCGAAACGCUCAUGACUCCUACUCUACUAGCCACGGUGUUAUCCCGACACUCAGAUCUCGCUUCUCGCCUGACGGACCUUCGCACCCUGUGGCUCAAUGGCGAAGUGGUCACGGCCGACUUAGCUCGAAGAGCGCUCAAGGCAAUGCCGAAUGUGCGCUUGCUCAAUGUUUACAGCGCCUGUGAAACACACGAGAUUGCCUGUGGAGAUGUGAAGGACAUGUUGCAGGAAGAUUCCUCAUACAGUCCCGUUGGGCCACCCAUUGAUCCAAAGCAUACCUAUGUUGUGGACGAGUCUGGUGAACUUGUUGAGCCGGGCACGAGUGGCGAGCUCUACGUUGGUGGCCUUAUGCUUGCUAGAGGCUACAUCAACCGACCCGAGACCACUGCAGAAGCCUUCCAACCGGACCGCUUCAAUCCUGUCGAAGGUGCACGAAUGUAUAAGACUGGUGACCUGGCACGACUGCUUCCAUCGGGUCUGUUGGAGAUCACUGGGCGAGUAGGCAGCAUGAUCAAACUGCGGGGAUACAGCGUAGUACCGGGCAAAGUACAAGAUGCAAUUGUCAGGCGCCUAGCUGUUAAAGACUGCGUGGUGGUAGCGCACGGCGAAGGGCUGGAUCGGCAAUUAGUAGCCUACCUGGUGCGGGAUUCAGCUGAUGAAGUUUCCGAUGAGCGGCCAGCCAUCGAAAUUGACGAUCAAGCGCGCAGUCCAUCGGCACGAAAAGCACUAUCGGCAGCCCUCGCUCAGUACAUGCUUCCAGCUUUGUGGAUUGAGCUUGAAGCGCUGCCUACACACGAAGUGUCUGGAAAGAUCGAUCUUAAAGCUCUACCUUCUCCAACAGCAAAGGCUUUGCCGAACAAGCUCAACGUAGACAAGGAUCCUAUUAACGUAGAUACCGUCGCAGAACUGUGGGCGGAAACGCUUCAUGUUUCAAAGAAAAGCAUUGCAGCCGAGCACAGCUUCUUCGACUUGGGCGGACAUAGCUUGAGCCUUGCAGAGCUUGCAGCACGACUUUCACGAAACUUCGGCUUCCGCGUCCCUGUGGUUCGCCUUGCAGAUCCGACGACGUUGAAAGGGCAUGUAUCGACGUUGCGAGCAAUACGGGAUGGACAGAUUGCGGCAGUUCAAGCCGAUCUGCCCGCGGCACUGCGAGAUGACACAGUUCUUGACCCUAUGAUCAAGCCACCGAGGACUAAGAUGGUGUCAUUGAAGGAAGUCAACACGGUCUUCCUAACCGGUGCGACCGGGUUUCUCGGGGCCUUCCUCCUUAAUGACUUGCUUGAGGACACGUCAGCUCAUAUUAUCUGCCUCGUCCGCUUCGUGGAUCCUUCCGCCAGUGACAUCCCGGCGGGCAUUGCAAGGAUGAGGAAGAACCUGAUUGAUCUUGGCCUGUGGCGAGAUUCGAUAAUGGAGCGUGUUGAGAUUCUUCCCGGCAAUCUUGAGCGCGAAAGGUUCGGCCUUUCGCCGGAUGAUUUCCAGAGCGUUGCGUCUCGUGUGCAGGCCGUGGUCCAUGCAGCUGCAACCGUUAAUCUUGUGUAUCCUUACGCCGCGCUGAGGGCUGCUAACGUUGGUGGCACUCGGGAAGUCCUUCGGCUGGCCAGCGUGAACGGGGCUACGGUGCAAUACGUUUCGACGAACGGAGUUCUACCACCUUCUCCGUCUGGUUUCGGAUGGCCGGAAGACUCCAUGCUUUACGUUGACUCUGUUCCCGAGAAGUUACUCGACGGGUACGGGCAGACGAAAUGGGCAGCUGAGCAGCUUGUGCUGGAAGCUGGACGACGCGGACUCCCAGUCCGUAUACACCGCGCUGGCACCAUCGCCGGCCACAGCGCGACAGGUGCGGCAAACGCUUAUGAUCUUCUUACAGCGCUAUUUGUGGAAUCAAUGCAGCUCGGAUACGCUCCAGACGUGGAGGGUUGGCGCGCGGAGAUGACGCCAGUGGAUUUCGUGAGCAAAUCGAUUGUGCACCUCGCAUGCCAGUCGCAUGCGAAACAGCUAGUGUUUCACUUGGGUGACCCUGAUCCGGUAGAUGCGAAGCAAGUCUUCAACGAUCUUGCAGAACUCGGCUACCCAACGCAGCCUCUGGUUUGGGACGAAUGGGUGGCAAUUUGGACAGAAAAGCGUGGCUCGCUCAGAGGAGGCGAUGGACAGUUUACUGUCGACAUACUCCGGAGCGGCAUGCCCAGCAUAGAAUACCUUAACGGCAUCGUCGUGCUAAACAACGCUCAGACGCGGCCGCUCCGCGCAAUGGUCGAGCGGCCCAAAGUCGACAUUGUCUUGCUGGAGACAUAUGCUCGGCAUUGGUACGCUCGAGGCUGGCUUCCCAGACCACCAUCGCGCCAGCUUGCCGUCGGCGGAGCAGCACAUUCCAUGCGGAGAAGUAUUCUUACUGGACGUGUGGCAGUGGUCACGGGGGCCUCGAGCGGUAUUGGUGCUGCAGUUGCAGCUGCACUGGCGAAGGAAGGCUGCCAUUUGAUGCUCGGCGCAAGACGGAUGGACGCUCUUGAGUCCGUCAAACGCAGACUCGCCGUACGACAGGGCAAGGUCAUUGUCCGCCAGACCGAUGUUACCGAUCGCAAACAAGUUGAAGGGCUGGUGCAAGCCGCGGAGAACCAGCUUGGACCUGUCGACAUCCUAGUGUCUUGCGCCGGGGUUAUGUACUUCACCAUGAUGGCGAACGUGCGUACGGAAGAAUGGGACCGCACGGUGGAUGUCAACUGCAAAGGCCUGCUCCACUGCUUGGCGGCUGUUGUGCCAUCGAUGCUUUCCCGCAGUGGCGGACAUAUUGUCGCUAUAUCAUCAGACGCUGGCCGCAAGGUCUUCCCAGGCCUUGGGGUUUACUCAGCAUCGAAGUUUUUCACUGAAGCCACUCUUCAGAGCCUGCGAUUAGAGACAGCAGGGAAGGGCCUGCGUGUCACAAGCGUGCAGCCCGGCAAUACGUCGACCGAUCUCUUAGGCAUGUCAACAGAUGCAGAAGCGGUAAAGCAGUAUGGUGAGCCCACCGGCGCCAAGAUCUUGGACGCUGAGGAUGUCGCGAACUCGAUCGUCUAUGCGCUGAAGCAACCGGAGCACGUCGCUGUGAACGAGAUACUAAUCGAGCCCCGAGAGGAGCCCAUAUGAACACACUGCAUGUGGAUGGCGAUGGGGCGCAACGUAACAAAAGCGUAUACAGUGUACACAAUGGAUAUCUACCGCGCGAGGUAGUAGUCUGUAUUCAGGCGGCGGCACAUGUUCGCCAUGAGUUCGUGACUCGGUUGCUUGAUCUUCAUGCGCCUUUAGCAUCUGCCUGGGCGGCAACUGGCCAACACGACGCGGGGGUUGUGUGACUUUCUCCAUGCUUAACCCAUCAUGUCCAGGUCGUGGUGUGGUGCCCCGGACUCGCGGGCAGUGUAUCAUGGCAGGCUAAAUGCCACGAUGCCUGCUUAUAAGUGGGGCCAGCAUUGGUAUACAGUACCGGCUAUAUACCUCGCAUAACUUCUCCUCUCUCCUCCGCGCAUACGUGCAGCU
Messenger RNA from Baudoinia panamericana UAMH 10762, 4647 nucleotides. RefSeq lists its product as uncharacterized. Gene Ontology annotation, molecular function: phosphopantetheine binding. The record is from RefSeq and is a predicted model, not a curated record. Bases 373 to 4260 code for a protein of 1295 amino acids. Lineage: Eukaryota; Fungi; Ascomycota; Dothideomycetes; Mycosphaerellales; Teratosphaeriaceae. The transcript has a single exon.